This is a messenger RNA of Chenopodium quinoa (quinoa), 1860 nucleotides long. RefSeq lists its product as uncharacterized. Gene Ontology annotation, molecular function: nucleic acid binding; RNA-DNA hybrid ribonuclease activity. NCBI's taxonomy places the organism in Eukaryota, Viridiplantae, Streptophyta, Magnoliopsida, Caryophyllales, Amaranthaceae. The record is from RefSeq and is a predicted model, not a curated record. Bases 1 to 1860 code for a protein of 619 amino acids. The transcript is spliced from 3 exons.
AUGGUCAGCCCAAAGCUGAGGGAAAAGUUGCAACUGUACAUCUCUGCGUCAAUACAUACAAUCACAGUCGUUCUACUGGUGGAAAGACAAAAGCAGCAAAGGCCAAUAUACUUCGUGAGCAAUGUGUUGACUGAGGCAGAAAAAAGGUACCCAUUGGUAGAGAAGCUGGCUUUCGCAGUGGUCACAACAUCAAGGAAACUAAAACCAUAUUUUGACGCGCACGUAAUACAAAUCCUCACAAAUUACCCACUAGAAAAAGCGUUACAGAAAAUGGAUACAUCAGGCAGACUCCUAAAGUGGGCAAUUGAACUUUCUAAGUACGAAUUCGAGGUCAAACCUAGGGCAGCCAUUAAGGCACAAGCCUUAGCGGAAUUCAUAGUGGAAGCCUCCUAUGAGGAUAAAGAGGAUGAUAUUCGGGUCUGGAAGGUGGAAGUUGAUGGGUCCUCAGCCCAAACGGGAAGUGGAGCAGGAGUCAUAAUGACAUCUUCAGAGGGAAAUUUAUUCGAGUACUCCAUAAAGUUCAAGUUCAAAGCAUCAAAAAACGAAGCAGAGUACGAAGCAGCGCUGGUAGGCUUGCGUAUGAGCAUUGCAGCGGGAGCCAGCAAAGUACAUCUGCAAACAUAUUCUCAUCUCGUCGCCAGCCAAUUGCAGGGAGCGUACGAGUUUAGAGAAGCCGCCAUGCUGAAAUAUGUAACUAAAGUAAAGGAGCUGGCAGCCCAGCUAAUCCACUUUCAAAUAGACUUAGUUCCAAGUGCAGGAAACUCCCAGGCUGACGCUUUAUCUAUGUUAGCAAGUUCCACGUUACAGAGCCUCACAAGGACAUUGAUGGUUGAGGUCUUGGAGGAAAGCAGUAUUACCGAAAAAGAGCAGCUGCCUGAUGACGAAGUACAUGCUAAGAAGGUGAAGAAGGAUGCCAAUUGGUAUGUGGUGAUGAAUGGGGAGCUCAACAAGAAAGGCUUUACAAAACCACUGCUGAGGUGCAUCCUAGAGUGGGAGCAGGAAGGCAUUAUGGAAGAAUCCCACUCGGGAAUAUGUGCUAACCACAUUGGUGGAAAGGCGUUGGGAGUAGAAGUCCUCAGAAGGGGGGCAUACUGGCCAACUCUCACGCAAGACGCGCUAGCAUAUGUGAAAAAAUGCGACAAGUGUCAAAAGUAUUCACCAGUUAUAAACAAACAAGCAAAUGAUCUAACUCCAAUCCUCAGCCCGAUCCCGUUUCCUCAGUGGGGAAUGUACAUAAUAGGACCUUUCACCACUGGGUCAGCGGGCAGGAAGUAUCUCAUCGUGGCAGUGGAUUACUUUAAAAAGUGGAUAGAAGCUAAACCCACUAAGUACAUAAAGGCAGCCCAAAGUAAUGGCCAGGAAGAAGCAGCAAACAAGCUGAUCCUAACAGGCUUGCAAAGGAAGCUGGAUGAAUACAAAGGCCUAUGGGAAAACCUAAUCCCAGAGGUCUUGUGGGCGAACAAAACCAUUGAGAAGGAGUCCACUGGUAAAAGCCCUUUCACCCUGGCCUAUGGGGCUGAUGUAGUCGUCCUAGUGGAAGUGCAAAUUCCCUGCCUGAGGAUACAGCACUAUGAGCAACAAGGAAACGAAAAGCGCAUGCUAGAAGAGCUAGAUUUCCUACCAGAAGUAAGGCUAAAAGCAGCUCUUAAGCUGGCAGCCCAGAAGAGCAGGAUUUCAAAAGCAUUCAACAAGAGGGUCAAGCAUAAAGAGCUCCUGCCCGGAGAUUUAUUCCUUAGAAGGACAACAGCAGUGGGAAGAGGAAAUCAGCACGGAAAGUUGUCAGCAAACUGGGAAGGCCCUUUCAUCAUUCACGAGCAGGUUGGACCUGGGGAAUUCCUCCUCGCAGAUCAAGAAGGUUAG